Rhizopus microsporus ATCC 52813 is the source of this 213-nucleotide messenger RNA. RefSeq lists its product as uncharacterized. The annotation marks the transcript as partial. The transcript has 2 exons. The record is from RefSeq and is a predicted model, not a curated record. Gene Ontology annotation, biological process: positive regulation of transcription by RNA polymerase II. Gene Ontology annotation, molecular function: DNA-binding transcription factor activity; sequence-specific DNA binding. NCBI's taxonomy places the organism in Eukaryota, Fungi, Mucoromycota, Mucoromycetes, Mucorales, Rhizopodaceae. Gene Ontology annotation, cellular component: nucleus.
AGACCACGAAUCACGACAUCACUCUGGGACGAUGAGGGCACUGUUUGUUACCAAGUUGACGUUCGUGGAAUCUGCGUUGCCCGUCGUCAAGAUAAUGACAUGAUAAACGGAACAAAGCUGUUGAAUGUCACAGGCAUGUCCCGUGGCAAACGCGAUGGGAUCCUUAAAAAUGAAAAAGGACGUGUUGUUGUAAAAGUUGGCGCCAUGCAUUUA